AGAGCUAUUGCAAAUACAUUCCAUCUGACAAUAAUGAUUUCAAGCAUUCUCAGUAUCAGUCAUAUUGCAGACUGGUUUCUGAUCUUGCUGGGUUUUGCCAAGAAUGACGUUGCUUUUUGCAUAUGCUCAGGUUGGACUCUGGUUAGGAAUUCCACACCUUGUGUUGUCACAUUAAUAGUAAACCUGAAAAGAACCUGUUGCAAACAAAAUGUACUUCUUGAAUUUGACAGAGAAGCCUCAAAAAGACCUGCUUUGCUUCAUGUUUUUUUGCUCCUGCAGCAGUGUGUUCUCUAAAUGUCAUUGGUUAAGUGUAAGCAGUGGGAUCUUAAAUGUGUUAACAUGUCUUCUAUGUUUGUAUUACACAGGCUGUGAAGUUUGAGCCAUAUCAUGACAGCGCAUUAGCCAGAUUUUUGCUGAAACGUGGUUUGAGAAACAAAAGAAUUGGUCACUUCUUGUUUUGGUUCUUAAGAAGCGAAAUUGCCCAGUCCAUGCACUACCAGCAGAGGUUUGCAGUCAUCCUCGAAGCCUACCUUAGGGGCUGUGGAAAAGCAAUGCUGCACGAUUUCAUGAAGCAGGUGCAAGUAAUUGAAUUGCUGCAUAAAGUCACAAUGGAGAUUAAAUCAGUUUCUGCAGAAAAGUAUGAUGUUACUUCUCAAGUUAUUGCACAGCUGAGACAAAAGCUUGAAAAAUUACAGGGCAGCAAACUUCCAGAAAGUUUCAGAGUUCCAUAUGAUCCUGGGCUAAGAGCAGGAGCACUAGUGAUAGAAAAAUGUAAAGUAAUGGCAUCUAAGAAGAAGCCCCUCUGGCUUGAAUUUAAAUGUGCAGAUCCAACGGCUCUGUCAAAUGAAACCAUAGGCAUCAUCUUCAAACAUGGAGAUGACCUCCGUCAGGACAUGCUAAUUUUACAGAUUCUUCGAAUUAUGGAAUCUAUUUGGGAAGCAGAAUCCUUGGACCUCUGUUUGUUGCCAUAUGGUUGCAUUUCUACAGGGAACAAAAUAGGAAUGAUUGAAAUUGUGAAAGAUGCUACAACAAUUGCCAAAAUUCAACAGAGUACAGUUGGGAACACUGGUGCAUUUAAGGAUGAAAUACUAAACCAGUGGCUCAAGGAAAGAUGCAUGAUUGAAGAGAAGUUUCAGGAAGCUGUGGAAAGAUUUGUUUAUUCUUGUGCUGGAUACUGUGUGGCAACCUUUGUACUUGGAAUAGGAGACAGGCACAAUGACAACAUCAUGAUUACAGAAACAGGUAACCUUUUCCAUAUUGACUUUGGCCAUAUUCUUGGGAAUUAUAAAAGCUUUCUUGGAAUUAAUAAGGAGAGAGUUCCUUUUGUGCUGACUCCAGAUUUUCUGUAUGUCAUGGGAACUUCCGGAAAGAAGACAAGUCUCCAUUUCCAUAAAUUUCAGGACGUAUGUGUGAAGGCUUAUUUAGCUCUCCGACACCACACAAACCUGCUGAUCAUCCUGUUCUCCAUGAUGCUAAUGACUGGAAUGCCCCAAUUAACCAGCAAAGAAGAUAUUGAAUAUAUCAGGGAUGCACUGACAGUAGGGAAAAGCGAAGAAGAUGCCAAAAAGCAUUUUCUUGAUCAGAUAGAGGUUUGCAGAGAUAAGGGCUGGACGGUGCAGUUUAACUGGUUUUUGCAUCUUGUGCUUGGAAUCAAACAAGGAGUAGAAAAACAUUCUGCUUAAUUUUUUAUGUAAAUUAACUAUGGGUGUGAAUAUGAGGUUAGUGAACCUACAUGUUAUUUAUGAAUUCUGAAUCAAUGAGCAGUCAAAAUUGCCUUUACUCUUCUGGCAGCUUAAAUGGAUCUUGUAAAAAGGCAGGACAUUUCUCUGCCCCUCCAGAAGAUCUACCUGCAGAUAAGAUUUUUUUUUUUAAUUUCUAAUGACACUUCAAGUUGCUGGAUUCAUUUAAGUAGUUGCUUUGCUGAUGUGGCUUGGAUUAUUUUUUCUUUCUUUAGCAAUAAUUUCAGAUAAAUAUAAGGAGGAGGUUGAGUAAGAUGAUAACCUACAAACCUCCUAUGACCUUACCUUAAUUGUUUGUGAGGGUCAAGUCCUUCAAAACCAGAAGAAUUUCUAUAAAAUCUGUGGUUAUAGUGAAAUCUCUGUAGACAAUCUUAAUCUUUCUCAGGAUGGUUUACACACAAGUGUUUUUUGUCCACAUCCUACUCUUUUGACCCUUCCUCAAUGUUUGUUCUUUCUGGAUUUUUAAUAUGUUGUCAGUAGAAAAGAGCUUUGGUCCUGCCAUUGGAGGAAAUUGCUUUACUGUUACUAUAACCUCCUGACACAGAAAACCAAUCUUGACUGCCAGGAGAACUUCAUAGUUCUGGAAGUUCCUUAGAUUUGAACAUGACAUUCUCAAGGUUUAAUUUUGAAAGAUUUUUUACUGUACUUUUCAGUGGGGAGAGUCCAUGUUAUAUUACAGAUUAUAUUCUUAGUGUAAAGUUAUUAAAAUUCCACCUGUAUAGGAAAAGCUUUGUAGAAAAAGCAGUGGUACUUCCUUAUCCCUCAGAGAAAACUCCUUAUGUAAGAGAUAAUUGACAUUUUACCAAAUACCUGAGAAACCCAAAGUUAUUUAUUCCUUGGUGAUAUAUUUUCAGGAUAUACCUAGAAGGAAUUAAAUGUAAUCUUUGAAGUUCUGUAUAUUUUGCUAUUUAUUUUUAAAUUCCUGAAGAAGCAAUACUACUGAAAAGCUAUUUAUGGAAGAAAAAAACCCCACUUUAUCUUUAAUUUCAAUAUUUAAACUUAAAAGAGGAAAAAAUGGACAAUGUUAAGUAGAAUUUUGACUCUCUGCUGUAGAUUGCCUGCAAAUCAAGUCUGCCUAUGGUAGGAAAGGAAAAAACCAUAUAGCCUGAAUUCAUCUUUGACUUGAAUUAUUAUUGUAUACUUCUUGCUAAUUGAUUUUUACCAAAGAAAGAAGAUGGCUUACAAUAUUGCUUUUUUGCACUUGUGCCCAUGUAAUUUCUUCCUUCAUUGUAGUGUUACAUGGGUUUUACAUUACAUAUAAAUGAUUAACUGAAUUUUAAAAUUCUGUUAUCAUUUGCUUUGAUCAUUUCACAGAACUGUUAUGAUUUUAACUACUGUUACUACUGAGUGCAUUUUUGAAGGAUUUUUAAUAAAUGUACUGUAAUUGGUGUCUCAGUUAUGAGAUGUAGCCAAUCUAUUCUUGAAAUGUAGAUGUUUAAUUGGUUACGUGCACAAGUAUUUUUGAUGUAAAUGGUAGACUCCAGUUAAGGAAAUCUCUAAGGUUAAAAUGUAGACUAUUUUGUUAUUCUGUUACAUUAUUAUUCUGUGCAAGAUAGGCUUUAGAUCCUACUAAAAUAUAAACUAAAUGGUGAAUAUUGUCUGUAAAAUGAUAUUUUUAGAUUUGUAUUUUAUAGAUCUGAAAUAAAUUGAUAUGUUCUAUU
Molecule: messenger RNA, 3400 nt
Organism: Oenanthe melanoleuca
Lineage: Eukaryota; Metazoa; Chordata; Aves; Passeriformes; Muscicapidae
Gene: PIK3CG
Product: phosphatidylinositol-4,5-bisphosphate 3-kinase catalytic subunit gamma
Exons: 9
Coding region: 489-1682 (397 amino acids)
Biological process (GO): phosphatidylinositol 3-kinase/protein kinase B signal transduction; phosphatidylinositol-3-phosphate biosynthetic process; cell migration
Cellular component (GO): cytoplasm; phosphatidylinositol 3-kinase complex, class IB; plasma membrane
Molecular function (GO): 1-phosphatidylinositol-3-kinase activity; 1-phosphatidylinositol-4-phosphate 3-kinase activity
Source: RefSeq, a predicted model, not a curated record